Molecule: messenger RNA, 486 nt
Organism: Aspergillus welwitschiae
Lineage: Eukaryota; Fungi; Ascomycota; Eurotiomycetes; Eurotiales; Aspergillaceae
Exons: 3
Coding region: 1-486 (161 amino acids)
Source: RefSeq, a predicted model, not a curated record
AUGAUAACCACUGGCGUAUGCUAUCAGGGCAAUAGCACACACAGGAAAGCAUUUAAAGGGCCGUCUGAGCCCCGCUCUUCACUUGCCACUUUUACAUCUGCUGGCGAUUUCUUCCAACUCGUUUCGACAAUGGGUGAGAACAAUACAACAUGCGAGAAACUUUCAAGCAGUGUGCCCAAAGGAACCUGUUGUCAGACGGCUGUCAAAAGCGCACUUUCAAUCGGCAGCCCCUCGUUCCUUCUGGAUCCACAUCAACUGGCAAGCACUCUCCAAGCCAAGUGUGGCUCUAUGGUCAUGACUCAUGCAUGCGAAGGGGAACUCAAGGCACGUGCGCAUUUGCUUAUGUUAGGACCCCACGCUGCUUUCAGAAACAUGGACUCCGAGAAUUUACUUGCCGACUUCCACCCGAAGACGCCACCCAACAGCCCGCGUAUGGCUGCUUCAGAAGCUGUUCCGAUUGAGCAGGUAUUUAUCUUGGAGAGCUAA